Molecule: messenger RNA, 4905 nt
Organism: Nematolebias whitei (Rio pearlfish)
Lineage: Eukaryota; Metazoa; Chordata; Actinopteri; Cyprinodontiformes; Rivulidae
Gene: ahnak
Product: AHNAK nucleoprotein
Exons: 7
Coding region: 31-4905 (1624 amino acids)
Biological process (GO): regulation of RNA splicing
Cellular component (GO): cytoplasm; nucleus; costamere
Molecular function (GO): protein binding
Source: RefSeq, a predicted model, not a curated record
AAGGCUGAAAAAGAGGAAAACAAAAACAAGAUGGAGGAGGAUGAGGAAACCAGGGAAGUGCUCUUUCCAGACUGGGAGGGCCCAGACCAAACCGGAUUGACAAUUGAACAGGCAAGUGGAGGAGAGCUAUUUGUCAAAGAGGUUAAAGGAGAGUCACCUGCAGCACGAUCUGGAAAAGUGUAUCAAGGUGACCAGAUUGUGGGUGCCACUAUUUACUUUGAUAAUAUGAGCUCAGAAGAGACAGCAGAGCUAUUAAAGACAUUGAACAAACACAAAGUUGGACUGAAACUACAAAACAAAGGAGAGAAAUCUCCUUGCCACUCACCCAUGAGUACACCAUGCCGUUCUCCAAUGGGCACCCUAACGUGGGAAGGGAGACUUGGAGCAACCAGUCCAGACGUCAUUCUCAGUGGGGAUGAUGAGGACUAUAAAAGAAUAUACACAAGAAAGAUUAAACCACGGCUGAAGUCUGAAGAUCUUGCAGAAGGAGUGGAUGUUCGUACAGAGCGACACAGCAGCACAAGCAGUGAUGGCAGCACAAUUACGACAGUUACUCGCCGCAUCACUACGUACACAGUGGAAAUGCCAAGUGGCAUAAGCGAGAAACUAGAACUGUCAAGUCCAGAGUUUAAAGGGCUACAGCAUGAAACUGGAGAUGGCUCCCCACGUAUGAGAAUUGUACAUAGCAGCUCUUCAGGUAAAGUUGAAAGAGAUGAUGGUGUUUUUGAGUCCACUGGUAUCAGAGGUAAAAGUCCUAAUAUUGAAGUAACAAGUCAUGAAGGCACUGAAAUCUUAAGAGGGCGUGGAGAGAAGGGAGCUAGAAGUAUUCAUGUUUUUGAAGCACUCGGGGACAGUACAAAAUCUAGUACUAUGCAUGUAACAAUAGGAGGGUCAGAAGGAGCAGGAAAAACCUCAAAUGAUGAAAAUGGAAGAUCAAUCAAACAUGAAAAAAUCAAUCAAAUGUCUACUACUAGCAUGGAUAAAACACAGACUGGAGGGUCAGGCAGUAGUUUUGUUGAAAGGACAGUGAAAACAUCUAAAGGUACCAUCAGUCAGCCACAAAAACAAGGUUCAAGCUGUUUCAAAGUCAGAAUUGAGGGAGAGUCAGAAGAUGUUGAUGAGGUCACAACAGAAUUUUCCUCAGAUCCAGGUGAGACAUCAUUGGCAGUUAAAGAUGUCACAAUUCAAAGUUCAAAGUGGACAGAUAAGAAUUCCAAUGAGGGAGAAACAGUAGCAAUGAAAAUAGAGAGUAAAUGUCCAGAUGUAAAAAUUUUCACAAAAGAGGGGGAUGUGAAAAUGUCUCACAUGAAAAUGCCAUCUGUAAAGACAACUGAAGCAAAUGUCAAAAGUGAUUACAAAUCCCAAGAGAGCUACAAAACUGGAAUUAAAAUACCUCACAUGGGGAUGCCCUCAUUUGGCCUAAAAGAUCCAAAAGUAGAAGGUGCAGAUGUUGAUGUCAGACAAAAUAUCAACAAACCAUCUACUUCAGAAGACAAAUUCUACAUGUCUGAUGUUGACCUCAACCUAAAAGACCCAAAAUUGAAGAAAAAUGAGGAAAUCUCAAUUAAAAGGAUUGAGGGAGACAUUAAAACACUUGACAUUAAAAUAAAAACACCAGAGAUUGACCAAAAAGGAAAAGAGGGAGGUUUUGUAAUGCCUAAAGCCGAAAUGCCAUCAAUAAAGCUAAAAGGACAUAAGAUUGACAUCCAAGACAUUGAGUAUCGUCUAAAAGGCCCAAAUCUUGAUGGAGAUUUGGAUGUUAAAAUGUCAAAAGUUACAGGAGACAUAAAAGCUCCUGAUGUUGACAUUGAAGACCCAGCUAUUUACACUGAGGGUCAGAUGGGAGGAAUUAAAAUGUCUAAAUUCAAGCUGCCAUCAUAUGGUUUAAAAGGUCAAAAGGUAGAUGGUUCAGAUGUUGACAUCAACCUUCCAAAAGCAAACAUUGAUGUGAAAGCACCUGAUGUUGAUAUUAAAGGGCUAGAUAUUAAAAUAGAGGGACCAGAUGCAAAACGAAAAGGAUCCAAAACCAUUAUGCCAUCUAUUUCAGGACCCCAAAUAUCCAUGCCAGAUGUGGACUUAAAUUUGACAGGCCCCAAAUCCAAAGGUGAUGUUGAUGUCAAUGAACCAAGACUUAAGGGAGACUUCAAAACACCUGACAGUGAAAUCAAGACUUCAGAGAUCGAAAUUGAAGGGAAAAAGGGUGUAUUUGAAAUGUCUAAAAUAAAAAUGUCAUCAGUGAACAUCAAAGGUCCAAAAAUAGAGAGCCCAGAUGUUGACAUCAGUCUAAAAGGCCAAGCACUUAAAGGGGAUGUGGAUGUUAAAAUGCCAAAGGUCAAAGGAGGCAUAAAUGCACCUGAUGUUGAAAUUGAAUGCCCAGACAUUGACAUUGAAAGCCACAAAGGAGGAAUUAAAAUGCCAAAGGCCAAGAUGCCAUCAUUUGGAUGGAAAGGGCCAAAAGUAGAAGGUCCAGAUGUUGACAUCAACCUUCUGAAAGCAGAUAUUGAUGUGAAAACACCUGACAUUGACAUAAAAGAACCAGAUGUUGAUAUUGAGGGACGAGAUGCAAAACUCAAAGAACCCAAAUUCAACGUGCCAUCUAUGUCAGGACCCAAAAUAUCCAUGCCAGAUGUUGAUUUCAGCUUGAAAGGCCCCAGACUAAAAGGUGAUGUGGAUGUGAAUGUUCCAAAGAUAAAGGGAGACAUCAAAACACCUGACAUUGCCUUCAAUGCUCCAAAGAUUGACCUUGAAGUGUCAAAGGGUGGAUUUGAAAUGCCUAAAAUCAAAAUGCCAACAUUGAACAUCAAAGGUCCAAAAUUAGAGAGCCCAGAUUUUGACAUUAAUCUAAAAGGCCCAAAACUCGAAGGGGAUAUGGAUGUUAAAAUGCCAAAGGUCAAAGGAGACAUAAAAGCACCAGAUGUUGACAUUGAAGGCCCAGAUAUUGACAUUGAGAGCCACAAAGGUGGAAUAAAAAUUCCUAAAUUCAAGAUGCCAUCAUUUGGACUGAAAGGUCCAAAUGUUGAAGGUCCAGAUGUAGAUAUCAACCUUCCAAAAGCAGACAUUGAUGUGAAAGCACCUAACAUUGACAUAAAAGGACCAGAUGUUGAAAUUGAGGGACCUGAUACAAAAUUCCAAGGUCCCAAAUUCAACAUGCCAUUAAUUUCAGGACCCAAUAUCUCUAUGCCAGAUGUGAACUUCAACUUGAAAGGCCCAAAACUCAAAGGUGACGUGGAUAUCAAUGCUCCAAAGAUAAAGGGAGACAUCAAAACACCUGACAUUGACAUCAAUGCUCCAAAGAUUGACAUUGAAGGGCCAAAAGGUGGAUUUGAAAUGCCAAAAAUCAAAAUGCCAUCACUGAACAUCAAAGGUCCCAAAAUGGAGAGCCCAGAUUUUGACAUUAACCUAAAAUCCCCAAAACUUGAAGGGGAUAUGGAUGUUAAAAUGCCAAAGGUCAAAGGAGACAUAAAAGCACCUGACAUUGACAUUGAAGGCCCAGAUAUUGACACAGAAGGCCACAAAGGAGGGUUUAAAAUGCCUAAAUUUAAGAUGCCAUCAUUUGGUUUUAAAAGUGCAAAAGUAGAAAGUCCAGAUGUUGAUAUCAACCUUCCAAAGGCAAAAAUUGACAUGAAAGCACCUGACAUUGACAUAAAAGGACCAGAAGUUGACAUUGAGGGACCUAAUACAAAACUCAAAGGACCCAAAUUCAACAUGCCAUCUUUUUCAGGUCCCAAAAUUUCUAUGCCAGAUGUGGACUUGAACUUGAAAGGCUCCAAACUGAAGGGUGAUGUGGAUGUAAAUGCUCCAAAAAUUGACAUUGAAGGGCCAAAGGGUGGAUUUGAAAUGCCUAAAAUGAAAAUGCCAUCACUGAACAUCAAAAGUCCAAAAUUAGAGGGCCCAGAUUUUGACAUUAACCUAAAAGGCCCCAAGCUUGAAGGUGAUGUGGGUUUUAAAAUACCAAAGGUCAAAGGAGAAAUAACAACACCUGAUGUUGACAUUGAAGGCCCAGACAUUGACAUUGAAGGCCACAAAGGUGGGAUUAAAAUGCCUAAAUUCAAGAUGCCAUCAUUUGGAUUGAAAGGUCCAAAAGUAGAAGGUCCAGAUGUUGACAUCAACUUGCCAAAAGCAGACAUUGAUGUAAACGCACCUGACAUUGACAUAAAAGGACCAGAUGUUGAUAUUGAGGGACCUGAUGCAAAGCUCAAAGGACCCAAAUUCCACAUGCCAUCGAUUUCAGGACCCAAAAUUUCCAUGCCAGAUGUGGAUUUCAACUUAAAAGGCCCCAAACUGAAAGGUGAUGUGGACAUCAAUGCUCCAAAGAUAAAGGGAGAAAUUAAAACACCUGACAUUGACAUCAAAUCUCCAAAGAUUGACAUUGAAGCACCAAAGGGUGGAUUUGAAAUGCCUAAAAUCAAAAUGCCACCACUGAACAUUAAAGGACCAAAUUUAGAAAGCCCAGACUUUGACAUUAAUCUAAAAGGUCCCAAACUUGAAGGAAAUAUGGAUGUUACAAUUCCAAAAAUCUCAGGAGAUAUUAAAGCACCUGAUGUUGAUAUCAAAUCUUCAGAGAUUGACAUUGAUAGGCCCAAAGGUGUACUUGAAAUCCCUAAAAUCAAAAUGCCAUUUGGAUUCAAAAGCGCAACCUUGCCAAGUGCAGAUGUCCUGACCAUGUUGCCUUUCUGCAGUAUGAGAGGUUUCAGCCUCAGCCAGGCGAUUGCAAGAGGUCAGCUAGUCCCACAGAGUUCCCUCGGCCUGCAGGCAAUGUCACCCGUCAGACCUGGAACAGACCACAUCUGGCUCAACUCUCCUCCUUGGCCCUUAGUUCCAUUUAAACGUGGCAAAGUUCUCAUGCCCGAAGUCUGCAGUGCCCUGCAGACUUUUCAGGUGGCAAUGUCCUUCUGUUGGCAGUGA